AUGAACAAGGCGGGUGUGUAUUCUCUCCGCACUGACCCUUCCCUACAGGAUUACUACGACGCCUGCGCAGAGGGGAGUGGAGAUGAGGGUAAUGGCAGCGGGGAUGAAAGUGAUCAGGAUUCUGGGAACUACUGGCGCUCCACGCGGCGCUCGCCGCUUCGUGGCAAAGCCCGGCUAAGGCUUUACCAGCGUGAUUCCGUCCAGAAACUGCUGCGCGAUCAGGGCUACUUCGCGAGUCGGGGCCCCGAAGCGGAAGCCGCAGCCUCUCUUCUCUCUAGGCCUCUGGUUUUUGCCGGUGGGAGCCACGAGGCAAACAUGUCGUGCUCAAGACAGCUACUUCCGCCAUGCACAAGCAAUGACAGUUACGUUCCCACAACGGAAGAGCGACUCAUUUUUGAUGCACUGUGUGCGCUGCGCCAAUCGCCCAGUACAAGCUUUGCUGCGUCAGCAGGCCCCGAGGGAGCCAGUAAUCUUGAUCGCCCGGCCGUCUGGGCGCUACGGAGGGAUGUAAUGCAUACUGCGUCAUUGAGGGGAAUCUCUCUUAGCGUCCGUUCACUCGUGGAUACGAUACUCACUGGUUCCAAUGAGGUGGCACGGGCCGAGUGGCAACUUCAGUCUAUUUCAACAUCCCUCUCCAAAGAAGAUCUGAAUACAAUGGAAGAUGCUUUCACCGAUUAUUCCGUAACUACCAGUGGGGAUGAGGCAUUAAUGUUGGCGUCACACCUCGUCCUCCGUCGGCUCUGCGGCAUUGUUCGAAGUAUCAUGCGGGAUGUUUCGAUGUUGGCGCUGGGUUUCCUGGAAGAUGAAGAGAGACAGCAGAGGCAAACUAACUCCUCAAGCUUCACGUACCAUAGGAGGAUGGAAAUAGAAAAAGGCGUUGAAGAGGUGCUUCUUCCUCUGCGGCGGUGCAUUCACAUAAUAGACUGCGCUUGCAAGCUGGAGGAGCGUGCAGAAAGCGAAACGGGCGAAGAAGAUGACAUAGACUCUAUCGAUCGUGCUUCAGGGUUGAUGGACUACCUUAUUGUUCGGAUGAGUGCGCUUCAGGACAGUAGCACGAUGGAUUUAUACCGGUUCUACAUGGUGCUUUUGAUGUUCUUCAGUUGGCCGUACGUGCAGCUCAUAACGUCUGCUAUUUUUGGUUUCGUGACGAAGAUCGAUUCGGACAUGUGGAGGUCGCGUGUGCCGCGUAUCUUCCGCCUCUCUUUUUCCCAUAUCCGUGUGGGGGAGGACCCCCGACGGGGUCAGAAGGCAGCCAUCCUCCCAACGGAUAUACUUUCUCACGUCUUUUUGUGCGUUGGACAUGCUCGACCGGAGGGGCGGCGGUGGUCUGGACGCGAUGAGGGAGAGGGUGGGCACCAGCGGCAGAGGCAGUCGUUAAGCCGAGCCGAGAGGCGGGCCGCAUAUGGGUCAAUGAUGUCGUCGCGUAGCUUCAUUCUUCAUAGCUUUGUUGCCUUCGCUCGGCAAAGAGCGCUCAAGGGGUGGCGGCGCAAGCGAAUGGCGGACCAUCACGCCAUCUCUGGUUGUGUAGAGCAAGACGAGUGGGAGUUGUGUCGGUUUGGGCGCCUCGGAUCUUCUGUUGAAGGUGGCGCCACAGAUGCGUUGCCGCUAGCGUUGUGUACUUGUCAUACAAGUGCGUCCACUCCCGUUGGGGUUGGGGCAACAAAAUGGGGGCUUUGCGUAGAAAACUACAAAACUCAUCACAACAUUGCACUCACCGAUGGUGACAGACAGGAAAAAAGUGCGACUGGGGGGCGCUCGGACCUGUGGCUGCACCCGUUUAUCCCGGCUGCUAGAUGGGUGACAGUAAGUCUGCUUGUCCCCAUCGCGCAAGUUGUGCAGCGGUUGCAAGAACGAGGACUGACCGACUUGUUGUCGGUUGCUGUCGUGCCUCCCUGUGUUAAUAGCAGCGAUACCGCUGACUUCGACGACCGCAAUGAAACGGACGAUGGGGCUCAUAUGGUCGAAGAGGGCAGUAGUAUGGGGGAAUUUCCCUCUUUGAAGUCAAUAAACGCUUUGCAAGUGUACAGCAGCGUCUCCGACCCGAGUGAAAGCCGUGCAAGUUUUCGCGACUACAUGUCGUUGUUCAUUGAUAUUGCGCUGUGUCGUGACACAGAGCGCAUUGUGCACAAAUUUCUGUAUCGUCUUUUCACAGAGUCGCAUUGGUGGUACCGUUGCGGUGAAGCGGAAUACGCGUGCAGUGGGACCGCGUCUAGCUUCAUUUCAAACACCUUCGCGGAGGCGAUUAAAGAACAUCCUCUCGGGCAGUUUGUUCGCCUCUCCGUCGCACCCAAGUUAGAGGUUGUAGAUGAGAAUGACAAUGGGAGCACCCGUGUUGAUUGUCAGUCAGAAAUGCUCCGCACUUUCGCCGCGUUUGAGCUCGUCUUUACUCUCCCGCCCGAUGUUGAUCUUAUACUUGUCCCCCGAUAUCUCUCAGUUGAGUGGGAUGAGAGUGGAGAUGUGCGGGAGACUUACACCUCCUAUUUUUGGAAGCGGCGGCAAUGCAGCGAGGAGCGAACAGGGCAACCAGCGGAAUUGACGGAUGCAACAGGGCAGCGGGCGCGAGAUAGCUGGAGUUACUGCUUUGGUUACCUGUGUUCGCUUUACUACGCCCAAAUAUCACUUCGAGAGCAAAGGAAGCGACUGCAGCGGCAGGACGUUGACGAAUACAACAGCGCAGCAGCGCCAGGUGAGGCACUAUUCGGGUACCGUCAUCGUGCUGUACGCGUUAUUAGGGGCCUUGGUAGUGCCUACUUCGAGCUUUCAUUUGCAGUUGAUUGCCUUCUUAGUUUCAAUAAAAACGUGGUAACUGUUGUGGCGUGCGAAAUGGAGAAACUGACGAGAGUGGGGUCCGCGAGUUCUUGUAUAGCCCUGUGCCAGAGCCUUGACGCCUUGCUCCUUCGACUGCUCAUUGUCUGCUUUCCGGAAGGAGCCAGCUCAAGUCUUGCGGGCGCAUCAGCUGCCAAAACUUCCAUUACUAACUCUGUUACUGCCCUGCUAGUAAUUGCUUUGGACCCAGCAAGUCUUCCGGUUAGACGGGUGAUGUCGUGCACACGCAGCGCCGUCGAAGCCCUUGUGGCGGUUGUACGGACGCUUCCAGCAUCAUCGGCGGUCCGAAAGCACGUCAAGCCGCUGUUGGUACUUCUCACUUUCAACCGAUUUUACGGUGAGUAG
Messenger RNA from Trypanosoma brucei brucei TREU927, 3171 nucleotides. RefSeq lists its product as hypothetical. The record is from RefSeq and is a predicted model, not a curated record. NCBI's taxonomy places the organism in Eukaryota, Euglenozoa, Kinetoplastea, Trypanosomatida, Trypanosomatidae. The transcript has a single exon. Bases 1 to 3171 code for a protein of 1056 amino acids.